Moneuplotes crassus is the source of this 1100-nucleotide messenger RNA. The record is from the annotation of a GenBank genome assembly. Lineage: Eukaryota; Ciliophora; Spirotrichea; Euplotida; Euplotidae.
AUAGAAUUAGAAUUAGGAAAUAAGAAUGAGGUAAGGCUUGGAGUGGGUGUUUAAGGCAGAUAGGGAUUGGAGAUAGGAGUAUUAAGCGGAUAUAGUAGAAGAAGAAAGACAGAUUCAGGCAGAUAUUGAGCAUCAAUUUUCGGUUGCUUCAAAUCUCCUUCAAAUGUCCAAAAUCUUAAAAGGAAUAAAAAUAAGCCUUCAAACAACAGUGAGUCAAUAGAUUCUGACCAAGAAAUUAUGGAAGUCCUUCAAGAAAGAAGACAAAGAAGGUUACAAAGGAUCCAGAAGAAGAUCUUCCGCUCCAGAGUUGAAGAGCCUGAUGAUGGUAGUGAGAGUUCGAUCUCUGAACAUGGCCACUCCUUUGGAGAGUCCUCAAUCACCAUUGUGAAUGACGAAGUGCUAGACUCUCAGAAAAUUAAGAAGCUUCGAAACUUGAAGACUAUUAGUUCAGAUUCAAGUUCUGGGAUUGACUCUAAUUAUCAGCUCAAGAAGUCAUUCCAUGCCAAGAAUUCAGUGCAUAAGUCGAAGAGGUUUAGCAGAGGUAGCCAACAAGGCUCCAGCUCUGAAUAUCGCUAUAACGUGAAUGUGAACAACAAACAGCCCUUAAAUUUUUCAGCAAAUGUAGCAGGGAUGGAAGAUGUCAGCAAUGUAAACUCCAGUUAUUUCUGCUCUACCAAUAAAUCAGGAUUUCUCAAGAACUCUCAGACCAAAGCUCAGGUGGAUCCACAGAAUCCAUACAGGAAUAGGAUGGUCCACAAGGAAAGACUUGAUGUGGUCUUUGAACAGAAAAAGGUGCCUGGAACUCUCUAUGAUAGUUCAAAUAGCAACAAAGAUGUCGCCUCAACACCUAAGAAAAGAGUCAAGCAGUUGAAGCCAGGCAAGUUACUAAGAAAUGAGUCUCGUGUUGUAAACCCCAUGGAGAGUAACGAACAAAUGGGUGAGAAGGUAGCCUUGCCAAGAAUCUUGUCACCCACAGCUAGAAAUUUGAGGAACAAUCAGCAUAGACAAAUGGCUGGUUAUAGCAGAAAACGCCAUGUGCUUCAAAGACACGUACUUGAUGAACAAUAAUCCAUUACUAGUUAUUGUUAACGACAUCUAGC